AUGUUCGGAGGAUAUCAAGAUAUCUACACCUCCAACAUCCCGAAUGAUUUCUUUGAGCGUGCGAAAAGCAUGGGCAACGUGCUCAAAAAAUACGCCACCGGUUUGCUCGACCGCGUGAAUGCCGAGUACGAAGCACCCGUCCAGGCCAAGGUCGCGGAGUUUCGUGAGUCGCUCGACCGCCUCGCCGAGGGCACCACGCGCCUCCACGACUUGGGUAUGAGUGACUUUGGGGAGGAGCUCGCGCGCGUCCUCGCGACCAUUGCGCAACAGAUCCAGGACGAGUUCCCGCCACCUGACAAAGCCCCGAGCCACGAGCGUCGCGUGGAGAUGGUAGACGACGUUUUGCAGCGGGUCGAGGAGGUUCUCGUGCACGUUGCAGAGGCGUACGGGCUGCCUGCCGAGCGCAUCCGCGAAGACCUGCACGAUCGGAUCCUUCCGCACGUUAAGCGCCUGGUCGUUAUCACUGGUGAUCUCGCGGAGCAGCAUCCUGUAUUGCUCGAGACACUGCUCUUCGCCGCCGUGGGCGCGCUCAUCCCGGAGAGCUGGUUCCUGCGCCCGCUCUUGAACCUCUUCGGGUUCGGGCCCUACGGCCCUGUCAAAGGGUCGGCGGCGGCAUGGGCGCAGCGACGCUUCUACGGCGCUACGGUUGCUUCUCGCAGCUGGUUUGCGCACCUGCAGUCUGCAGCGAUGAGGCCGCGGCUGCCGCCUGGCACGGGCGCGGCCAUCGGGGGCGCGGUCGGCGCGGGGCUGAGCCUGUUUGGGUGCCGUGCUCGCGCACGAUGA
This is a messenger RNA of Heterobasidion irregulare TC 32-1, 783 nucleotides long. RefSeq lists its product as uncharacterized. The record is from RefSeq and is a predicted model, not a curated record. The transcript is spliced from 4 exons. The coding region runs from base 1 to 783 and encodes 260 amino acids. Lineage: Eukaryota; Fungi; Basidiomycota; Agaricomycetes; Russulales; Bondarzewiaceae.